Messenger RNA from Zingiber officinale, 1174 nucleotides. Its product is annotated as cell number regulator 6-like. The transcript is spliced from 4 exons. Bases 284 to 997 code for a protein of 237 amino acids. NCBI's taxonomy places the organism in Eukaryota, Viridiplantae, Streptophyta, Magnoliopsida, Zingiberales, Zingiberaceae. The record is from RefSeq and is a predicted model, not a curated record.
UUCGACUAUAUGAAGAUGAUCAUCGCAGAACCGUUUAUUUGGCUUUCGCCGUUCAAUCUCCGAAGUUGUUCACCGAAUAGUGAAUGCGCAACGCAGAUCGCCCAUUCGCCCCUUCCACAUUUCCAGAUCUCUCCUCCCAAUUUAGCGUUUUCUUGCUUCGAUCUCUAUACGCUCUCUCGGAUUCUUGGAUUUCUGGUCGCACGGGACACGGGAUCUGACGCGCAUUCACCUAUUCCAUUUCCUCGCUUGGGUCUGCCCUUUGGUCGCCGCUCGCUUCCUGAAGAUGUCGGACGAUCCGGUCCCGUCGAGGUACGUGAAGCUCAAUAAGGAUCAGGACGCGCCGUUGGAGGAGAUCCGCCCUGGAGAGCUCAACCAGCCCGUUCGUGUUCCACAGUUGGAGGUUCAACGAUGUGUCGAGUGCGGACAAGCCCUUCCUGAAAACUACAACCCACCUGCUGAUGAGGCGUGGACGACUGGGAUCUGUGGUUGUGCUGAGGAUCCGGAGAGCUGUUGGACUGGACUUUUCUGCCCUUGUGUCUUAUUUGGGCGCAAUGUUGAGAGGCUUAGGGAAGAUGUUCCAUGGACAAAUCCUUGUAUUUGCCAUGCUCUGUGUGUUGAGGGUGGUAUUGCUCUGGCUGCUGCUACUGCAAUUUUCCAUGGUAUUGAUCCAGAAACAUCAUUUUUGAUUGGCGAAGGAUUGGUCUUUGCAUGGUGGAUCUGUGGUACCUAUACUGGUAUAGUGAGGAAAUCACUUCAACAGAAAUACCACCUCAAGAACUCUCCGUGUGACCCUUGCGCUGUCCAUUGUUGCAUGCAUUGGUGUGCCAUCUGUCAGGAGCACCGGGAAAUGAAGAGUCACUUGUCCGAGAACCUUGCUGUGCCAAUGACCACUGUUAACCCACCACCCGUGCAGGAAAUGAGCAAUCGUAGCUCGGCAAUCUCCGAGACUGGCCCUCAGCAGAACCAGCAUGAAGAAUUUGAAACACAGGAGUUAUAGUUUCAGAAUGGCCUCCAACGCAAAUAUCAUGUCCUUCCUUUCAAUAGCUCAGGAAAAAAGAUGGAAGUUUGUAAUGUAACGGCAGGUUUGUGCCACUUGAUUGCUUCAAAAAUUGAGCCCAUUUAAACAUGGCAUAACUUUUCUGUGGAGGAGAUAAAUUUUAGCUCUCUUGUUAAA